GCUUGGCUUGAUGAAAUUAUCAAAUGCCCGAAACCAUGUCUUGGGUGCCAAGUGCCGAGAAUCAAUUUUAUCAACACCGAUGAGAGAAGCAGCUCUACGCCAUGCUUCAUUCUUAACUACCCUCGCUCCCUUCCAAACCGUCUACCUUUAACGCUCCCUCACCUCUUUGGUUUUUACUGUUGACGCGUUGAUCUCGUCCAAGCACGAGCCAAGUAUUCGAGCCAAUCUACGCGCGCAUCGGGAUCGGUAAUGAGAAAUUUGAAAUCGGCUGUUGUUUCGGCAUGGAAAUAUCAGAGCACCACACUGUUUCUCUCUUGGGUUCACAUCCCCUUCGUGAUGGUGUCUCUACUCGCCUACUCGUUCGCAGUCGAUCUCCUUAUAACUAGCUGCUUCCCGUUUCCCUUCCCUUCCCCAGUAGCGUGUAUGGUGUUCCUUUUCGCCAUACUUCUCCUUCUCGAUUACUUGUCGCUCGUGUUUCCCGCUUCACUUCCUCCUAGGCAGUUAGACAACCUCAAGUCGAGGGAGUCAGGCUUGUUGUGUAUCAUGUCCAAAGAGGCUGCUUCGUCUCUUACGCUUCCCAGACACAAGCGGAAUUCAAUCCACGCCAUAGUGGUUUCUAGUACGCAGCUCCUCACGGCUCCGGCUCUCCCCCUCAUCCAGCACGCCUCUCCAAUUCCUAUCCCUCUGGAAGCAAAGCGGGACGACGAAGAAUUACAAGAUGCGGAGCGCUUGCGGCUUGCAGGGCUUCUUGCACCAGCCGCGCAGAACGACCAAGCCUCUACUAAUCGAGGGGGCUUUUUAAUUGAAGAACGACGCCGUUUCGUUGAUCCAGUAAUGCGUGUCUUGGGAAAGCCUUGCAUGUUUUGCCUGAGGCACAUGGUAGUCAUGUUCACUCCGGCCUUUAUUCUCAUCCCUGCUCGCGAGCCGGCGCUCCCUGCCAGGGAGAUAGGUUUGAUCAUUGGAUGGUUUGUCGCGUCUCAGAUCUUCGCGGUCUUCCUUUAUCGUGGGCUUGAUCUAGUAUAUGACGUGCUCCGCGCGUUGUGCCACGAGCGAUCCCGUACUGAGGACAUCGAGAUGCAGUCAAGCGACGUAACCCGACAAGGAUCUCUCAAUGUUACUCGUGUUAAUACCUCCGAACAGAUUGAAACCCCUUCUCCUGCAGUGAAUGUUGCCUUGCGCUUGGGCACUAGGCGUGGUUCGCUGAACACCGUUAUGGUUUCUGAGCCACUUCCGUCUGAUCCCUCAGUCGCGUUAAGGACAAACUCGCCCAUCCCCCCACGCAUUUCUUCAACUCCUACCAAACUCUCCGCGCCACCUCAAGUUAAUGACUUAGGCACACUUUCACCACUUGCCAAAAGUCUCGUUCAAUACUUCAACGUUGCUAUUUAUGCAAGCAUCGCCUUGAUAUCCCUUCCUAUAUUCUUCGCUGUAAAGAGCCAUGCUUCACCGCUUGUAGCACUCCCUCUCUUUCUUUCACUCAAUAUCUUGUUCUACUUGAUCGCCGUCAUUAUGGUUCCCGCUCAUAUCAAGAAAUAUGGUGCUCACCCAAUAUUGGUUUGCAGCAUCUUGACGCUAUUCACUCUGUGGGCUCUUGGCGCUAUCCGAGGCUGGUCUCUCCGACGAACGCUGCGUGACUACUCGUCUGGUUCGAACUACCUAACCGUCUGGCAUCCAGGAUUCUCGGGGCCACUCCCUGGGGCAGGUGAUAUCCUGAAGUCGACGCUUGAUGUCGGCAUCAUCGCACUUGCUAUUCCCAUGUAUCGUUAUCGACACGAACUGAAGCGCUACUUUGUUCGGAUGAUACUCGUCAUUCUCCCGUGCAACGCCCUCGCUUUUUUCUUCUUCCCAGUCAUUGCAGGCAAGAUCGGCAUCCCAAGCCCCCAAGCACUCACAUUCGCUGCCCGGUUCAUGUCAACACCCCUUGCGAUUGAGCUGGUCGAAGCCUUGAAAGGCGAUGAAUCCGUGUGCGUUAUCCUAGUGGUGGUUACGGGUAUUGUAGCGGUCGUUACGAAAGACGUAUUGCUCUACAAGAUCCUCCGAGUAAACCAAGAUGACUUUCUGUGUGUUGGAUUAGCGAUGGGCACGACUUCCGGGGCUAUCGGCGCUUCCUCCCUCAUUCAAGAGCCCCAAACUAUGGCCAUUGCGUCGCUAAGUUUUGUUCUGUAUGGCUCAGUAUUGCUCAUAGCUGCCGCUGUCCCCGCAGUCAUUAAUUUUGUACGAUCGCGUGUGGAAAACGGAUAAAACCACGGAUCGAAGGGUUGCAUUUUUGAUGUUGACAUCGACGACUAAGGCCCUGAACGAAUAGAAUUCUCAUUCAAGUCAUUGUAGCUUAUAUAUGACAACGCCUUGAUUCUGUAGCUGUGAAUACACAAGAUAGAAAAAAUUAACCAUAAUUGUAAUCCCGCAAUUAGAACG
Cantharellus anzutake is the source of this 2415-nucleotide messenger RNA. Its product is annotated as LrgB-like family-domain-containing protein. The transcript has 7 exons. Bases 250 to 2241 code for a protein of 663 amino acids. NCBI's taxonomy places the organism in Eukaryota, Fungi, Basidiomycota, Agaricomycetes, Cantharellales, Hydnaceae. The record is from RefSeq and is a predicted model, not a curated record.